This is a messenger RNA of Perognathus longimembris pacificus (Pacific pocket mouse), 1417 nucleotides long. RefSeq names its product transforming growth factor beta 1 (gene Tgfb1). The transcript is spliced from 7 exons. Gene Ontology annotation, molecular function: type III transforming growth factor beta receptor binding; growth factor activity; cytokine activity. NCBI's taxonomy places the organism in Eukaryota, Metazoa, Chordata, Mammalia, Rodentia, Heteromyidae. Gene Ontology annotation, cellular component: extracellular region. The coding region runs from base 11 to 1195 and encodes 394 amino acids. The record is from RefSeq and is a predicted model, not a curated record. Gene Ontology annotation, biological process: transforming growth factor beta receptor signaling pathway; BMP signaling pathway; regulation of cell population proliferation.
CGCCUCCUCCAUGCCGCCCUCGGGGCUGCGGCUGCUGCCGCUGCUGUUGCUGCCGCUCCCGUGGCUCCUGGUGCUGACGCCGGGCCGGCCGGCCGCGGCACUGUCCACCUGCAAGACCAUCGACAUGGAGCUGGUGAAGCGGAAGCGCAUCGAGGCCAUCCGGGGCCAGAUCUUGUCCAAGCUCCGGCUGGCCAGCCCGCCGAGCCCGGGGGACGCGCCACCCGGCCCGCUGCCCGACGCCGUGCUCGCGCUCUACAACAGCACCCGCGACCGGGUGGCCGGCGAGGGUGCCGAGCCCGAGCCCGAGCCCGAGGCGGACUACUACGCCAAGGAGGUCACCCGCGUGCUCAUGCUGGACAGCCAGAAUUCAAUCUAUCAAAAGACUCAAAACCAAAACAUCGGCCACAGUGUAUAUAUGUUCUUCAACACAUCAGAACUUCGAGAAGCGGUGCCCGACCCCUUGUUGCUUUCCCGGGCAGAACUGAGGCUGCAGAGGCUCAAGUCGAAUGUGGAGCAGCAUGUGGAACUAUACCAGAAAUACAGCAACAAUUCCUGGCGUUACCUCAGCAACCGGCUGCUGACCUCCACGGACUCUCACGAGUGGCUAUCUUUUGAUGUCACUGGGGUAGUGCGACAGUGGCUGAGCCAUGGAGAUUCCAUAGAGGGAUUUCGUUUCAGCGCCCACUGCUCAUGUGACAGCAAAGAUAAUGUACUCCUCGUGGACAUCAACGUAGGAGUCACUUCCAAGCGUCGAGGGGACCUGGGACCCAUUCAUGACCUGAACCGGCCCUUCCUGCUCCUCAUGGCCACCCCCCUGGAGAGGGCCCAGCACCUGCACAGCUCCCGCCACCGCCGGGCCGUCGACACCAACUACUGCUUCAGCUCCACAGAGAAGAACUGUUGUGUCCGGCAGCUGUACAUUGACUUCCGCAAAGACCUGGGCUGGAAGUGGAUCCACGAGCCCAAGGGCUACCAUGCCAACUUCUGCCUGGGGCCCUGCCCCUACAUCUGGAGCCUGGACUCACAGUACAGCAAGGUCCUGGCCCUGUACAACCAGCAUAACCCGGGUGCAUCCGCAUCGCCCUGCUGCGUGCCGCAGGUGCUGGAGCCGCUGCCCAUUGUGUACUACGUGGGCCGCAAGCCCAAGGUGGAGCAGCUGUCCAACAUGAUCGUGCGCUCCUGCAAGUGCAGCUAGCCCCGCCCACGCCCCACGCCCCCCCCCCCCCCCAACCUGGCCAGCCUCGCAGGCCUGGCCAUCGCCCAACUAUGCCCCACCCCGGCAGGCCCGGCCCCGCCCACCACCCCACCCCACCGCCCCCUGCCAUGCCCUGGGGGCUUUAUUUAAAAGACACCUGAGCCCCAAGUCCACCUGGGGGGCCCAUUAAAGGUGAAAGAGGAAUGGUGGUGGUCUCCAUGU